AACGAGGAACGACUCUGAGAACAUCGCUCGUCAUAUAAAUACUUUGCUCGAGUUUGAGUCAUCAUCAAACCAGUUUGAACUCACGACCGUCUCAUCGCUGUCACCAUGCCUCCCAAAGUCUCCGGAAAAGCUGCCAAGAAGGCCGGCAAAGCCCAAAAGAACAUCUCCAAAGGCGACAAGAAGAAGAACCGCAAGCGCAAGGAGUCCUACGCUAUCUACAUCUACAAGGUGUUGAAGCAGGUCCAUCCCGACACUGGCAUCUCUUCCAAGGCCAUGUCCAUCAUGAACUCGUUCGUGAAUGACAUCUUUGAGCGUAUUGCCUCUGAGGCUUCCCGCCUGGCUCACUACAACAAACGGUCGACCAUCACCUCCCGGGAGAUCCAAACCGCCGUGCGACUCCUCUUGCCAGGAGAGUUGGCCAAGCAUGCCGUUUCCGAGGGAACCAAAGCCGUCACCAAAUACACCUCCUCCAAGUAAACAUCCCCCGAGUAUUUAUUCCUAAAAGGCCUUUUUCAAGGCCAAAACAAGCAUUCAGAAGUGACAAAGCAGACAUAAAAAUCCGUUGGCCUUGUAAAAAAUAAAUUGCGCAUUCUAAUUCCGCUAUUAAUCCGUUCCGUGAGGAAGCAGUCACUUGCUCGCAUGAUAAUUUGAAAUGUGUAAAUACUUACGGAUUGACAUUAGUUAGUGCGAUCUGCAAGGAUUCCUAUCCUCUCUUUAGCUGUUCUCGAGCAUCAAAAGUUCAACGAAUCUCCGCUUA
Messenger RNA from Tigriopus californicus, 757 nucleotides. RefSeq names its product histone H2B.3. The transcript has a single exon. Bases 106 to 477 code for a protein of 123 amino acids. Lineage: Eukaryota; Metazoa; Arthropoda; Copepoda; Harpacticoida; Harpacticidae. Gene Ontology annotation, cellular component: nucleosome. The record is from RefSeq and is a predicted model, not a curated record. Gene Ontology annotation, molecular function: structural constituent of chromatin; DNA binding; protein heterodimerization activity.